AUGAGCGACCCUCUGAGUAUUACCGCGAGCGUCAUAACGGUGCUUGAAUUGGCAGCCACGGCGACUAACUACCUGAGAGGCAUCAAAAAUGGAGACACGGAUCGAGUCAACCUCCGGGAUGAGCUGAGAAGCACCACCUGCCUGCUCGAGAUGCUCAGAGACCGUAUCGAGGAUGCGGAAGACGCAGCGACGACGUCGGGACCUGGCAGGCCGCUGUAUAUCAAGGCUCUUUAUGGCCCGGAUAGCCCUCUUGUUCAGUUCCAGCGCAUCCUGGAGGACAUCAUCAAGCAGCUCAGCCCGCAGAGUAAGCUGCGGCAACGAUCGUUACCUAUGACAUGGCCAUUUACCAAGAAGGAUACCGCGGAGAAGCUUUCUUGCUUGGAGCGCCUAAAGAGCCAUUUCAUUCUGGUCAUGCAGAAUGACCUCGCGCAGCUUACGCAGGCAUCCUAUGAGCUUGCACAAGCAUCCCACGAGAGAAUAGUAGAUAUGGGGCAGAAGGUUGAUGAGACUCACUUGAAAGAUCACGAAGAUGAGACCCAGAGGAUCAUUCUCUGGUUCAGCACCCUCUCGUUUCGCGAGCAGCAUAUUGCGAUACUGGAAAGUGUGCAGCCAGGAACUGGUCGAUGGUUCACCAAACACGAGGCUCUUCGUGCCUGGCUGGACGGGAAGAUUAGCAUGCUCUGGUGCCCAGGCCUACCUGGCGCUGGCAAAACGAGACUAAUGUCUAUGGUUAUCGAUAUCCUUGAGCAUGACCAGUCCUCGAAGAACAGUCUCUACACGUAUAUCUACUGUAACUAUAACAGCCGAAAAGAGCAGACUUCUGCUGCUUUGCUCUCAGGUCUGGUCCAGCAGGUCCUUCAACAUCCCACAAGCGAGACGGUACCACCUGAAGUGUUGUCUCUCUAUAACUCGCACAAGAAAUACGGCACACGUCCCACUUUGAAAGAGUUAACUGAUCUACUGGGGAAACUGACUUCAACAUAUGAGUCUUUGUUUGUUGUCAUUGAUGCUCUGGACGAAUGUACCGAAUCCGAGGAAGAUGCCCUCCGGUUUCUGUCAACGGUACGCUCGAUUGGCUCAAAUGUCAGGAUUCUGUGUAGUUCACGCUUCUCCACUACUUUCGAGGCAUUUUUCGUUUCGACUAAGAUGGUAGAGAUAUUUGCUCGGGAUGAGGACAUCAGGAUGUUCCUGGACUCCGAGAUAAGCCAACAACCCAGGCUCUCUAAGCAUGUCCGUGCUGACCCGGACUUGAGAACGGAGAUAAUUGAUUCCAUCACUGGUGAUUGCCAGGGAAUGUUCCUCCUUGCCAAGCUGCACCUCGACUCUCUCUCGACCAAGAUUAAUCGAAAAGCAGUGCGAUCCGCCCUACGUACUCUCCCUGUAACUUUGGACGACACAUACUCGGAAGCCCUGCAAAGAAUAUAUGACCAGCCAGCUGAUACUGCCGAACUAGCGGAGACAGUACUGCUAUGGAUAAUUUGUGCCCGGGAAACCCUGACAGUCAUGCAGCUCCAGCAUAUGUACGCCACGCAAGAGCUAACGGGCGGUAUGGCACUCGGAGACGACGAUCUCCCAGAUGCGGACAUCUUGACUGGGGCGUGUAGCGGUCUCAUCGCCGUCGAUCACGAGUCGCAAGCCAUCCAUGCCAUUCAUUACACAGUCCAUCAAUACUUCGAACGGUCACAUAGUCAAAGACUGAUGGCCGCUAGGCUGAGUCUCACCAAAGUGAGCUUGGCCUAUUUGGGUCUUCCGAACUUCUUAUCUGGCUUUUGUGAAAGUGAUGCGGCGAUGCUGCAGCGUCUGACGGAAUAUCCCUUUUUGGAAUAUGCUGCCAAACAUUGGGGGUCGGAUAUGAAUCUCCUUGAGGCAGACGAGGUACUGCCGAGCCUCGACCGACUUUUCUCUAAUCCAACGGUGUCUGAAACGAUCCAUCAAGCGUGGAGUGUUCCAACUGGUCGCUAUCCCAACUGGAGUCAGGAAUUUCCCCGUAAGUCCCCGGCUCUCGUCCUCGCCGCGGCUUUUGAUCUCCCGGUGAUUCUUCGACACAUGAUUGCAAAUGGCCACAAAAUCGAAGGCAAAGGGACCGACGGAGAGACUGCCCUUAUCCGGGCUGCGACGUUUGGCCACGCGGAGAAUGUACGGGUUCUCCUGGAGCUAGGAGCUGCAGUCAACGCUCAGGACUACAUGGGUGAAAGUGCUCUGCAAAGAGCGGCUCGAAAUGGUCACUCAAGCGUAAUCCGUGUGCUAUUAGAUGGCGGCGCAUGCGUGAACAACAAAGCAUCGAAUAAUUUGACUCCGCUUAUGUCUGCUGUAUCAAGCGGGCAUCUUGAUGCGGUUCGCAUGCUGGUUGAAGCGGGUGCAGAGUUGAUGGUGGAGACAGAAUGGGGGGAUUCUGCCUUGAGUAUGGCUCUACGAAGCGGACAGGAAGCUAUCGCGACAUUUCUUGCGGAUUACGGUGCUCUCCUGCCUCGUGGAAUGGCCGGGCGUCGUGCCUCCAUUAUUGCCUCCCGGAGAGGAUUACAGCGCCUAGUGCGACGUCUAACGGUUGACUAUGAGGCCAUUGCUGGGAGGCCUUUACAGAGGCAAUCGUCGAGGAUUAUGAGCGGACUACCUGAGAGUCCUGAAAUACCGUGGCAACGACCAUCGAAUCUCCAUACAGAAAGUCAGGAAAGAGAUGAGAUCUCAUUCGCAGAACUCAUGGAGCAAUAUGAUAUCCAGACUGGCUUUUAUCAGCGAUACAAUAUGAUGGAGCAAAUCGGGAAAGGACAUUUUGCCACUGUAUACCUCUGCUCCAACAGAGUGACUGGCGUAUUAUUUGCGGUCAAGAUGUUCCAUAGUCAUCGGCCUCCCUCAUCUUCGGAUUUUGAGAGCUUACAUUAUGAGAUUCAGUUGCUUCGCGAACUCCAGAAGCAUUCUCAUCCGAACCUCAUGAGGAUGGCUGAUCUAUUUGCAGACUUCGAGAAGAAUAGGAUCUGCCUCGUCAUGGACCUCGGGAAGGAAGGGGACCUCUUUGACCUUAUUGUCGCGAAGGAGAAGUUUACCGAGGCCGAAACACGAGUCAUCUUUACUCAGUUGUUAUCCGCUAUCAAAUUCCUCCACGACCGUGGAUGGGUCCACCGAGACGUCAAGCCCGAGAAUAUCCUUGUUAUGGACAGGAACCUUACGAUCCAGCUAAGCGAUUUUGGGCUGGCAAAAAAGCUCCAUACAGACUCAGGAUUCGAAGAGUUGACAUCGACUUUGUGUGGAACUCCAAGCUAUGUGCCGCCGGAGGUUCUCCAGACGUCUCGCAGCCGUUCAUACGGUUUUGGAGUGGACUUGUGGUCCUCCGGCGUUGUCUUGUACAUCUGUUUGUGCGGGUUUCCUCCAUUUUCUGACGACUUGUACACUGAAGAGAACCCAUAUACUCUCUCCCAACAGAUCAAGAUGGGUCAAUAUCAUUAUCCAUCGCCUUACUGGGAUUCCGUCGGAGAUCCCGCUUUGGAUCUCAUUGAUGCAAUGCUGACCGUGGAUGUGGACAAACGUGCGACGGCCGAGGAAAGCCUCGCUCAUCCAUGGAUGUGCGAAGCAACUAUAUCACCAAAUGGUGCUACAGAUGCUAGUAUGGCCCUUCCUCUGGACAUCGGGACGAUGCAGCUAAUGCCGGAUCAGGUCCUCGAUAGCGAAGGGAGUGCGAUAACAACUGGAUUAGAGCCAGGCACCAUUUGA
Molecule: messenger RNA, 3705 nt
Organism: Aspergillus fischeri NRRL 181
Lineage: Eukaryota; Fungi; Ascomycota; Eurotiomycetes; Eurotiales; Aspergillaceae
Product: NACHT and Ankyrin domain protein
Exons: 7
Coding region: 1-3705 (1234 amino acids)
Biological process (GO): protein phosphorylation; mitotic DNA damage checkpoint signaling
Cellular component (GO): nucleus
Molecular function (GO): protein serine/threonine kinase activity; protein binding; ATP binding
Source: RefSeq, a predicted model, not a curated record